Messenger RNA from Exophiala bonariae, 1089 nucleotides. RefSeq lists its product as uncharacterized. The record is from RefSeq and is a predicted model, not a curated record. Bases 1 to 1089 code for a protein of 362 amino acids. Lineage: Eukaryota; Fungi; Ascomycota; Eurotiomycetes; Chaetothyriales; Herpotrichiellaceae. The transcript is spliced from 2 exons. Gene Ontology annotation, molecular function: oxidoreductase activity.
AUGCCAAAGGCAAUCUCGAUAUCGAAGAUCGACGGUAAGCCGGGUCAAGUGUACUACCCGCUGUCGCUGGACGAGGUACCCAAGCCGACGCCAAAGGGCACUCAGGUGGUAAUCAAAAUCCAUGCGGCGGCCCUCAACCACCGUGAUCUGUUCCUGCGUCAGCAUCUAUACCCGGGGAUCGCGUUCGGCAUUCCUCUUCUUGCAGAUGGCGUUGGCACGGUGGUCAGCCUGGGCGGCGAAGCCGACUCCAAGUGGAAGGGCAAACGGGUCGUUCUGAACCCCGGGACGGGCUGGAAGGACGACAUCGAUGGCCCCGAGGAUAAGGGCGGAUAUAAGAUCCUGGGAGGAACCAAGACCCUUCCCAACGGCACCCUUCAGGAAUAUGUCCUGAUCGACCAGUCUGAGCUCGAGGAGGCUCCGGAGCAUCUCUCGAAUGCAGAGGCUGCCGCAUUGCCGUUGACCGGGCUGACCGCCUGGAGAGCCACUUUCGUCAAAUGCGGCGAGCGGAACCUUCAGCCGGGGAGGAACAUCUUGAUCACGGGGAUUGGCGGUGGUGUCGCUCUCGCGGCGUUGGAGUUUGCACGCGCGAAUGGAGCCAAUGUGUUUGUUACAAGCAGCAAUGAUGAAAAGAUCAAGAAAGCAAUUGCGCUGGGAGCCAAGGGUGGCGUCAACUACAAGGAGGACGAUUGGGACAAGAAACUACUAGCACUGCUACCGGCUGAGAACAAACAACUUGAUGCAAUCGUGGAUGGCGCUGGAAGCGACGUGGUAUCUCGGGGUGCCCGACUCUUGAAGGCGGGUGGUAUCAUCUCGGUCUAUGGUAUGACGGUUUCACCCAAGAUGCCCUUCUUGAUGCAGGCAGUCCUGAAGAACAUCGAAGUCAAGGGUUCAACCAUGGGUUCCAGAAAGGAGUUCAAAGACAUGGUGGCAUUCAUCAGCGCGAAAAAGGCAAAGGUCGUGGUGUCUCGUGUUGUCCAUGGACUCGACCUAGACGCCAUCAAUGGGCUGUUCGAGGAUAUGAAAAAGGCAACACAGUUUGGAAAACUCGUGAUCGAAAUCUCAAAGGAAGGCGGUGAGAGUAAAUUGUGA